Heterobasidion irregulare TC 32-1 is the source of this 929-nucleotide messenger RNA. Its product is annotated as Yip1 domain-containing protein. Gene Ontology annotation, cellular component: membrane; Golgi apparatus. Gene Ontology annotation, molecular function: small GTPase binding. NCBI's taxonomy places the organism in Eukaryota, Fungi, Basidiomycota, Agaricomycetes, Russulales, Bondarzewiaceae. Gene Ontology annotation, biological process: vesicle-mediated transport. The coding region runs from base 28 to 858 and encodes 276 amino acids. The transcript is spliced from 7 exons. The record is from RefSeq and is a predicted model, not a curated record.
ACGCUUCCCCUCGAACAUCUUGGACGGAUGGCUUAUGUUGCCGUAGAAUCAGACGAUCGAGUAGAGGACCCGCGGCUCGAGUACAACUCUUUCCUCCCAGAUGAAAAUGCACCUACGCAAACUACGCGAGCACAAGGCGUUAAUGCGAGUCGAGGGUAUAUUCAGGACGGGGCGAAGACCUCGACGUCAUUCUGGAAUAUAGAGUAUUAUCAAACACACUUUGACGUGGACACCCAAACUGUCAUCUCUCGCUGUCUGACUACUUUAUAUCCAUUAUCCCCCACAUACAAAUCCGCCCACCUAACUCCUUCUCCUGAUCUCUACGGGCCAUUCUGGACGCUCACAACCUUAAUAUUCACGCUUUUUGUCACAUCAUCUCUUGCUUCCUCCAUCUCUUCCUACCUUUCAGCACAAGAAGUGACCUAUGACUUCACGUUAUUAAGCGUUGCGGUCGGGCUGGUGUAUGCGUAUGGUGUUGGGCUGCCGGUCAUUCUCUGGGGCUUACUAAGAUAUUGGGGUAUUGUUGGUCCUGGGGGCGAGGGAUGGGGUUUAGUGGAGGCGUUGAGUGUGUGGGGUUAUGGGAUGUUCGCUUGGAUUCCUGUCUCGGUCUUAUGUGUUAUCCCUGUCCCUCUGGUCAGAUGGGUCCUGACUGGCAUUGCAUUUGUCCUUUCGGGGUAUUUCCUCGUCGUAAACUUCUACCCUAUCCUUGCCUCCGCAGAUGCCAAGCCCGUGCGGCUUCUCAUCGUCGUCGUCGCAGCCCUCCACGCAGCCCUCGCGCUCGUGUUCAAAGUGUUGUUUUUCAGCUACUACGUGGUGCAUGAAAUUGGGGUGCCAGAUCCGAUUGGAACGCGGUCCUGAGCACCUUUGAUCGACGAUACUGAUCGACUUUCGUACCGUACAAAACUGAGAAGUGAAUUUUAUUCGUGCCG